Molecule: messenger RNA, 1356 nt
Organism: Penicillium salamii
Lineage: Eukaryota; Fungi; Ascomycota; Eurotiomycetes; Eurotiales; Aspergillaceae
Source: the annotation of a GenBank genome assembly
AUGCUUGCUUUGGAGAAGGUAGGGUCGCUAUUCACUGGUUGGAUGCGAUCAUGCUUGACCUGCGAGGAUAGCCAGCCCGCUCACACUGGUGUCGAGCGAGAAAUGAAGAUAUGUCACACUCAGCCUCAUCUAGUGCCGCCGAUGAAGCUGGUGGUCUAUGAUGAUCUCCCUAGCCCAAGCAUCCAUCGACAUCGCAACUCACUGUCAUCAUGGUUGAACGAAGGCCGAAACUUGGCCUCGCGAGCCUCUACUCGGGCGAGUCUGCCAAUGAAAAGGUCAUCAACUAUGCCUUUGAAAAUCAGUGCACCCUCAGACUUCCGCAGAGUACAAUCUUUCCAAUCGCCAACAGCUUAUGAGCAACACACGCUGCAGUCCCCUGCGACAAAGUAUGAGCCCCUUGACCUCCGGAUACAUCGAUCAGGUAAUCGAUUGUCGGACCUACCUUCUUUCGACUCCUUCCAGCUCAAUGAAAGCCCCCAGCGCAUGACGCUCCCGGCCCCACCACGAGCCCUAACUACCCCCACCAACGUUCGAGAUCGCCGCUGUCAAACAACGUACUCGGUUUCCCGCAAGCCAGUUGGUUCAGAGAACCGUCGCUCGCUUGGGAAAUCCCCGAUUAUCGAAAAGCCAGUCCGGAUCACCAGCAGCUUGGUGCCACAUUUCUCUACAGUCACUCCAGUGGAGAUUCCUGUUCAAGAAGCUCGGGCAGCAUCUUCAACCCAUCCAUCAAACACACGAGGCAUCAGAUUGAGCUUGACCACGCCAUUGCCCAGCCAAGUAGUCGAUACUCAGUCUUGGGGAGUACCCCAAACACCUCCCUCAACAAAGAGCCUACACACAGACUCUACGACCACCUCACCCUCAAAGUACUCCCCAACAUCCCAAGUCUCACCUUCGUCCGCUAGCACACGCACAAUGCCAACCAUGUCAUCUCUUGGCCGUCCCUCACUUCCAUCUUUCGACCGAAACACCUUCCCCCCAACCCCAUCCUCGGUUUCCAACCGCGUCACCCAAUGGAUCUUCCCCAAUGACAAAUCCAAGAUUUCUCCCCCAGAAGACAACUUCAACUGGGAACGAUCCCGCACUCUCAGUGGCACAACCGCCGCAUCAGCUACAACCGUCACCGGCCCAAGAACCCGAAACAACAGCUCCAUCUCAAGCGUCUUCUCCAGCGCCAUCACUCCACGCACAUCAUUCUCAUUCCACCCUUCGUCCCCAGAGAAGGACCUUGACCCCGGUCCCGGUCUCUGCCAACCAACCAUCUUCGAAGGCGAACAACAAAACCAUCCUCUCUAUGGAUACGAGGGUAACGAGACAACACGCUUCCGCGAAUCCGGUAUCGGAUUGGCCUUUUGA